AUGAAGGCAGUUUUGGAAACUGUCAACCACAACUGCAAGAGCAUUCCCAGGCUAACAUUAGUACCUGCAGCAUGUGAAAACAAUAAAGAGUUUGCACAGGGUCUCCAGGUUUACCUUAUGUCUGUACCACCUGGUGUCUUUGAAAGUGGACUUGCAAUACCUGGAAUCCACCGGUUUCACCAAAAACAUAAUAGGAAAUAUAUUGUAAUGGUUCGAGAAUUCCGUGAUAUCAUAAUGGGUCAGUUUGCAGGUCACCAUCACACAGAUACGUUCAGAGUUUUUUACAACAAAAAUGAUUUGGCGGACCCUUUUUGCAGCUGGGAGGCGGACGAGGCGUGGCGCGUGACUUACCACUACUUCCACUUCGACCCGCUGCACGGCAACCACCGCGUGGAGGUCGUGAACUUCCAGUGGACAGACGGCGUGUUCGGCGUGGCGCUGUCGCGGCCCGACGCGCAGGGCGAGCGCACCGUCUUCUUCCACGCGCUGUCCAGCCUGCGCGAGUUCUCGGUGCCGGCCGGCGUGCUGCGCAACCACACGGCGGCGCUCGCCACCGGGCCCGACUCCUACUACCACUACCGGGACCUCGGCUUCAAGGGCAACGACACGCAGGCCACCGCCUCCUACCUCGACCUCGACACCGGCGUGCUCUUCUUCACGCAGCUGAACCGCAAUGGCGUGGCAUGCUGGAACACGCAGAAGCCCCUGGAGCCGGCCAACGUGCACUUGCUGGUCAGCGACGGCGAGCGCCUCUCCUUCCCCAACGACCUCAAGGUGGACGCCGAGGGCACCCUCUGGGUGCUCACCGACCGCCUGCCCGUCUACGUGUACAAGGGCGGCCUCGACCCCAACACGGUCAACUACCGCAUCUUCUCCGCGGCCGUCAAAGACCUCAUCAAGGGCACCGUCUGCUAGGCGUAGUUGGUCGCUGAGGCUCGACGAUGACGCCGCA
Molecule: messenger RNA, 952 nt
Organism: Schistocerca serialis cubense
Lineage: Eukaryota; Metazoa; Arthropoda; Insecta; Orthoptera; Acrididae
Product: L-dopachrome tautomerase yellow-f2-like
Exons: 4
Coding region: 1-915 (304 amino acids)
Cellular component (GO): extracellular region
Source: RefSeq, a predicted model, not a curated record